Thalassophryne amazonica is the source of this 409-nucleotide messenger RNA. It is a transcript of the gene edf1, whose product is annotated as endothelial differentiation-related factor 1. Lineage: Eukaryota; Metazoa; Chordata; Actinopteri; Batrachoidiformes; Batrachoididae. The transcript is spliced from 5 exons. The record is from RefSeq and is a predicted model, not a curated record. The coding region runs from base 68 to 394 and encodes 108 amino acids. Gene Ontology annotation, cellular component: nucleus. Gene Ontology annotation, molecular function: DNA binding.
ACAGAUUUGUUUUUGUUUCUGUUUUAUUUUUUCGUCAACACUACGGGUAUCGAGUGACUCUUAAAAAAUGGCAGAAUGCGACUGGGACACGGUGACUGUUCUGAGGAAGAAGGGACCGACUGCUGCCCAGGCCAAAUCCAAGCAGGCUAUUACUGCUGCUCAGAGGCGUGGGGAGGAGCUUGAGACAACCAAGAAAUGGACUGCGGGGCAGAACAGGCAGCACUAUGUGACAAAAAACACGGCCAAACUGGACAGAGAGACAGAGGAGCUGCACCAUGACCGGGUUCCUCUGGAGGUGGGAAAAGUCAUUCAGCAAGGCCGACAGGAGAAAGGCCUCACCCAGAAAGACCUGGCCACUGUGAGUAUGCAGGCACCUCACAUGGUUAGGUGCUAGAAAAAAAGUCAGCUC